Mesitornis unicolor (brown roatelo) is the source of this 5300-nucleotide messenger RNA. It is a transcript of the gene KIDINS220, whose product is annotated as kinase D-interacting substrate, 220kDa. The transcript is spliced from 27 exons. The record is from RefSeq and is a predicted model, not a curated record. The annotation marks the transcript as partial. Lineage: Eukaryota; Metazoa; Chordata; Aves; Mesitornithiformes; Mesitornithidae. Gene Ontology annotation, molecular function: protein binding.
GAUAACUGGACAGCUCUUAUUUCAGCAGCUAAAGAAGGACAUGCAGCUAUUGUAGCAGAGCUGCUCAAUUAUAAUGUCAGUUUGGAGCAUAGGGAUCUGGGAGGAUGGACUGCUUUGAUGUGGGCGUCAUAUAAGGGCCGUACUGAAGUAGCUAAACUGCUGCUUGAGAAAGGAGCAAAUCCGAACAUUACAGGAAUGCAAUACAGUGUUUAUCCAAUUAUUUGGGCAGCAGGACGGGGCCACUCAGAUAUAGUACAUCUUUUACUGCAGCAUGGAGCUAAAGUGAACUGCUCUGACAAAUAUGGAACCACUCCACUGGUUUGGGCAGCGAGGAAAGGUCAUUUGGAGUGUGUGAAAUACUUGCUGCAAAUGGGAGCUGAUGUUGAUCAAGAAGGAGCUAAUUCUAUGACUGCACUUAUUGUAGCAGUGAAGGGUGGCUAUACUGACUCAGUAAAAGAAAUACUGAAAAGGAACCCAAAUGUAAACUUAACAGAUAAAGAUGGAAAUACAGCUUUGAUGAUUGCGUCAAAGGAAGGACAUACUGAAAUCGUGCAGGAUCUUCUUGAUGCUGGAACUUAUGUGAACAUUCCUGAUAGAAGUGGAGAUACAGUUCUGAUUGGGGCUGUUAGAGGAGGUCAUGUUGAAAUUGUGAGGGCCCUGCUCCAUAAAUACGCUGAUAUAGACAUCAGAGGUCAGGAUAAUAAAACUGCUUUAUAUUGGGCAGUUGAGAAAGGAAAUGCUACAAUGGUGAGGGAUAUCUUACAGUGCAACCCUGAUACUGAAACAUGUACAAAGGAUGGAGAAACGCCGCUUAUAAAGGCAACCAAGAUGAGAAAUAUUGAAAUAGUAGAGCUUCUUCUGGAUAAAGGAGCUAAGGUCUCUGCUGUAGACAAGAAAGGAGAUACUCCACUUCAUAUUGCCAUUCGUGGACGAAGCCGUAAACUUGCUGAGUUACUCUUAAGGAACCCAAAAGAUGGUAGAUUGCUUUAUAGACCCAACAAAACAGGAGAAACACCUUACAAUAUUGACUGUAGCCACCAGAAGAGUAUUUUAACACAGAUAUUUGGAGCCAGACACUUGUCUCCUACGGAGUCUGAUGGUGACAUGCUGGGCUACGAUCUGUACAGCAGUGCUUUGGCUGACAUUCUGAGUGAACCAACCAUGCAGCCACCUAUCUGUGUAGGCUUAUAUGCACAGUGGGGAAGUGGAAAAUCCUUCCUGCUCAAGAAACUGGAAGAUGAAAUGAAGACUUUUGCAGGACAGCAGAUUGAACCUCUGUUUCAGUUCUCCUGGCUUAUUGUAUUCCUCACGGUUAUGCUGUGUGGUGGUUUGGGUUUAUUGCUUGCUUUCACAGUGGAUGCAAAGCUUGGAAUAGCCGUGUCACUCAGCUUAUUAGCAGUUCUCUACAUUUUCUUUACUGUAAUUUACUUUGGUGGCCGAAGAGAAGGUGAGAGCUGGAACUGGGCCUGGGUAUUAAGUGCAAGAUUGGCAAGACAUAUUGGAUAUUUAGAGUUGCUUCUCAAACUCAUGUUUGUGAACCCACCAGAAUUACCAGAGCAAACCACUAAAGCCUUACCUGUCAGGUUUUUGUUUACAGACUACAAUAGACUGUCCAGUGUAGGUGGAGAAACCUCAUUGGCUGAGAUGAUUGCUACUCUCUCUGAUGCAUGUGAACGGGAAUUUGGUUUCCUAGCAACAAGGCUAUUUCGAGUUUUCAAGACAGAAGAUACACAAGGUAAAAAGAAAUGGAAGAAGACUUGCUGUCUCCCGUCCUUUGUGAUUUUCCUGUUCAUACUGUCUUGCGUUGUUUCUGCAAUUGCCCUGCUGGCCAUUUUUAAUGUAGAGCCAGCCAACAUGACAGUGAAUGUUAUUCUUAUAACGGUAACCUGUGUUGUUGGUUUGGCCUUUAUCUUGAAUUGUCGCACGUGGUGGCAAGUGAUGGAUUCAGUUCUAAAUUCUCAAAGAAAACGUCUUCACAAUGCUGCCUCCAAGCUUCACAAGUUGAAAAGUGAGGGUUUCAUGAAGGUUUUGAAAUGUGAAGUGGAACUGAUGGCUAGAAUGGCAAAAACCAUUGACAGCUUCACUCAGAACCAGACAAGGCUUGUUGUGAUUAUUGAUGGAUUGGAUGCUUGCGAACAGGACAAAGUUCUACAGAUGCUAGAUACUGUGAGAGUCUUGUUUUCAAAAGGCCCAUUUAUUGCUAUUUUUGCAAGUGACCCGCAUAUUAUUAUAAAGGCUAUUAACCAGAAUCUCAACAGCGUUCUGCGGGAUUCAAACAUAAAUGGACAUGAUUACAUGCGAAACAUAGUCCAUUUGCCCGUUUUUCUGAAUAGCCGAGGGCUUAGUAAUGCGAAAAAACUAAUGGUAGCUUCAACAACCAAUGGGGAUAUUCCUUAUACAGAUAAUGCAGGAUUGCAUGAAGAGGUUGACAGGAGAGUUUCUCAGAACAGCCUUGGAGAUAUGACCAAGCUUGGUAGCAAAACUGCUCUCAAUAGGCGGGAUACUUACCGAAGACGCCAGAUGCAACGUACCAUUACCCGCCAAAUGUCUUUUGAUUUGACCAAGCUGUUGGUUACAGAGGAUUGGUUCAGUGAUAUCAGUCCUCAGACCAUGAGAAGAUUGCUAAAUAUUGUUUCAGUGACAGGUCGUUUACUGAGAGCUAAUCAGAUUACAUUCAACUGGGACAGACUGGCUAGCUGGAUCAAUCUCACAGAGCAGUGGCCCUAUAGAACUUCGUGGCUCAUACUGCAUCUUGAAGAGACGGAAGGUGUUUCAGAUCAGCUGACUUUAAAAACCAUCUAUGAGAGAAUUUCAAAGAAUAUUCCUACAACUAAAGAUGUCGAACCUCUGCUUGAAAUUGAUGCAGAUAUACGGAACUUUGAAGUAUUUUUAUCUUCGCGGACACCUGCUCUUGUUGCACGUGAUGUAAGAACCUUUUUGCCAUGUACUGUGAACCUAGAUCCCAAGCUGCGAGAAAUCAUUGCAGAUGUUCGUGCUGCAAGAGAUCAAAUGAAUAUUGGAGUACUUCCUUAUCCCACCUUGCCUUUACAUGAGGCGCCUGCUAGAGCAACAUCUCUGUUCAGUCAGCCUUCGUCAGCGUGCUCUUCUACAACCUCUUUCAACGGACCUUUCAAUAGCGGAGUUCUAUCACCACAGCCCCAUAGCAGUUACUAUAGUGGUAUGACAGGACCUCAGCAUCCAUUUUACAAUCGGCCAUUCUUUGCCCCAUAUCUUUACAUGCCAAGGUAUUACCCUGGCAGUUCUCAUCUCAUCUCACGUCCACCACUAAAAACGAGUUUGUCCAGAGAUCAGAGCAAUGGCCUAGAUGUUAUCAAGGAGGAUGCUGAUGAGGGGCUUCCUUCACCCACAGACCCCUCAAUGGGAGCAGGAGCAGGCGCAGGAUCGACCGCAGGAGCAUCACACGUGUCUCUGAGCACAAUGAGCGUGGAAGCUGUGUCUGAGAAGCUGAAGCAGAUCGAUGGUCUGGACCAGAGCAUGCUGCCUCAGUACUCUGCAACUAUAAGAAAGGCAAAUAUAAAUGGCCGUGUCUUGGCUCAGUGCAACAUUGAUGAACUGAAAAAAGAAAUGAAUAUGAAUUUUGGUGACUGGCAUCUGUUCAGGAGCAUGAUACUUGAAAUGAGAAACUCAGAAAAUCAGGCUGUUCAGGAAGAUCCUCGUGGAACGACUGAGCAUGUUACCACUGCGAUUCCUCAUAGUGAGCUUACUCGUCGUCCUGGCCAUAACACUGAGUUGCCUCACACUGAGAUUACAGGUCUUUCUGGUCAAGCUCCCUACACACUUAACUUCAGCUUUGAGGAACUCAACACAAUUGGUCUUGAUGAAGCUCCUCCACGCCACAGUAACUUAAGUUGGCAGUCACAAACACGUAGAACUCCGAGUCUUUCGAGUCUUAACUCUCAGGAUUCAAGUAUUGAAAUAUCAAAGCUUACUGACAAGGUACAGGCAGAAUACAGAGAUGCAUAUAGAGAGUACAUUGCUCAAAUGUCACAGUUAGAAGGAGGCGCAAAUUCUACUACAGUAAGUGGUAGGUCCUCCCCUCAUAGCUCAAGUGCUUUCUAUAUGGGGCAGAGUACAUCUGGGGGUUCCCUGCAUUCCAGUGCAGAACAGGAAAAAGGGAAAGAUGGUGAACAGAAACAAGACGAUGGCAGGAAGUCCUUCUUGCUGAAGAGGAAUGAUGCUGAUUACAGUACUUCAGGUGUUUCUACUAGUGAUGCGUCUCCUUUGGAUCCUAUUACUGAGGAAGAUGAAAAAUCUGACCAGUCUGGCUCUAAGCUUCUCCCAGGAAAGAAGUCUUUGGAAAGAACAAGUAUUUUCCAGGCAGCAGAUUUAAAGCUUAAAGGAGUUACUCUCCGGUAUCAGAAGCUUCCAAGUGAUGAAGAUGAGUCAGGAACUGAGGAAUCAGAUAAUACUCCACUUCUUAAGGAAGGUAAAGAUAAGAAAACAGAUGGCAAAAUAGACAAACAGCCCAAAUCUCCAGAACAUGGAUCUGAACCUAUUAGAACCUUCAUCAAAGCAAAGGAAUAUUUGACAGAUGCCCUUUUGGAUAAAAAAGAUUCAUCUGACUCUGGUGUAAGAUCCAAUGAAAGUUCUCCAAAUCAUUCCCUUCAUAAUGAAGGAGCAGAUGAUUCACAGCUUGAAAAGGCCAAUCUCAUUGAGCUUGAAGAUGACAGUCACAGUGGAAAGAGAGGAAUUCCACACAGCCUUAGUGGUCUUCAAGAUCCAGCAGUGGUUCGCAUGUCUAUUUGCUCAGAAGAUAAGAAAAGCCCCUCUGAAAGCAGCUUGAUAGCGAGUAGCCCAGAAGAGAACUGGCCAUCUUGCCAGAAAGUCUACAAUUUAAAUAGAACCCCUAGUACAGUAACCCUAAACAAUAACAGUGCUCCAAACAACCGAGCUAAUCAGAAUUUUGAAGAAAUACAAGGUAUCGGAGAUUCACCACAAAUUAUCCUGCACCCUGGCUCAGGUUCCAAUUCAGCUGCGGUUCAGAACGAGAACCUGAAGACCGUUGCUCACAAGCGGAGUCAGCGUUCAAGUUAUACCAGGCUUUCCAAAGAUUCAUCGGAGCUCCACACUGUUACUGCCUCAGAAGGGGCUGGUUUUGGAGAAGAAAGAGAGAGUAUCCUGUAAAAAGCAGCCAGGUUAAAACAGAGUCUGGCCAUGAAUUGUAGCUUGCUUAGAGUUCUUUGUCAGUGUCUGGUUACAUUCAGCUCUGUAGUUUAAGCUUUCAAUAUUAUAAUAGAAGGUCUAGAUCAUUUUCAGUCACUUUUUCAAGACAAGAAGUA